UCACAUCUUCCAACAUUUGUUUACAAUUUCUCUGCUAGAGGGCGCUAGUACUGUAUAAACAUGGCAGAAUUUAGUGCUGCCGAUGAGGAUUUCAUCGAAAAUCAGUUGGAAGGAGAUUCUUUACGAAUAAUAGAACCAGUACAGGAUGAUGAGGUUGCUCUAGAUAGUAUUGCGGCAAAAUUACUGCGAGAGAAAUUAUGGUUGACUGCAUUAGAGUUGCACACGGAACUUCUGGAAUCCGGUCGCGAGUUACCAAGAUUGAGAGAUUACUUCUCAAAUCCGGGGAAUUUUGAACAGCAGACCGUGACCAAGUAUGAGCUUACUCCGGGUGCAAGCAUCCAAAGAACAGCGAGUGCUCAAACAUUAGAUUCACUUGAUUUUGGCCGAUAUUCAGACGACGGGGAAAAGCAGACCGAUGAACGUCUCGCAGUAUUAGAGUUUGAGCUUCGCAAGGCUAAGGAAACAAUCCAGUCACUGAAGGCAAGCUUGACAAAGGCAGCAGAGUCGGAUUUGUGUGUCAGCCCGGACUUGCAGGUAUCAUCAGGUGAUCCUAUUAAGCCGCACGAACAGAGGGCACUUAAUUAUCUGGUUAAUGAGUAUCUAAUGAACAAUGGCUACAGACUCACAUCCAUCACGUUUGCAGACGAAAAUGAAAACCAGGACUUUGAGGAUUGGGGUGACGUCGGCCUUAAUGUUCCUAGCCCUCCAGAUCUAGUACAGCUUUACAGAGACUAUGGUCAACAUUUGAAACCGGUGCAGAGUGACUCUAGUGACUUUAGCUGCAUGGUUCACUUAGAGGAAGAUGCCAUGGAGAAAGAGAGAGAUGGGUUCACACAACUGAAGGAGCAGCUGGAGGGUGAAAUCUCAGACCUAAAAGAGCAGCUGAUAAUGGUCACUAAAGGUCACGAGCUCUUAGCUAAGAGCAUGGCUGAUGCAGCUACAGAGUGGAGGGAGGAGGGGCUAUUGACUGAGAGUCCAAGUACGGCCCUAGUGCAAUCACCUGCUAGUGACUUUGUGUCGAAUGCUGGCUUAUAUAACUUACCAAACGUGCCUGUGAUACAAGAUGUGGAGGGGGAUAGCGAGAUUGAAGUCACUGUUGAAGCAACGGAUGACCAGCCAAUAGAUAUACGCAGUACAGAAAGAGAUUUUGCGGGGCAAGCAGAUGGAGAAGAGGACCAUGCAUAUAGCAUAGACAUUUUAAAAGCAAACAGAAAUAUUUCGGAGAGUUUUCAGGAGGCACUAGAGCAUCUCGCACAGCCUCAAAAACCUCUGUCGGACAACCGCAUCACGACAGAGGUUCAGAAAGUGGCUGCAUCUGGAGACGAAGUUGUGUUAAUGUUGGCACGCUGUCUGCCUUAUGUCAUACCUAAUAUUCUGUUGAAUAAACGGGAGGAGUUACUCCCAUUGAUUCUCUGCACGGCCAGCUUGCACCCAGUCUCAGACGAGAGGGAUAAACUUCUCAAUUUACUCUUCAAUCUCAUUAAGAAACCCGAUGAAGACCAACGGCAUACGAUCCUAACGGGUUGCGUUACGUAUGCGCAUAUAGUGGGACCAACACGUGCUGAGACUGAGCUGUUGCCUCAGUGCUGGGAGCAGAUAAACCAUAAAUUACCCGAACGAAGGUUAUUGGUGGCAGAGGCGUGUGGGGCACUGACACCUUACUUACCUACAGUGAUAAGGAGCUCUCUGGUGCUGUCGAUGCUGCAGCAGAUGCUGGAGGAUGACAAGACGGAUGCUGUGCGGGAGGCUGUCACUCACAGCCUCGGCCUGCUCAUGGCCUACAUCGAUGACGAAGACAAGCACCAGCAGUGCCAGGAUCUGCUGCUCAAGUUGUUGCUGGAUGGUUCAGAUAAGGUCUACAGAGCGGCGCUACAGACGUUUCUGCCUUCACUAGCAGCCUGGAGUCUAGAGCUGAACAAGCUGCAGUCUUGCACCAUUAGUCGUGUAUACGACAAGCUCGAGGAACUGACAUCGGGGCCAUAUCCAACCUCACUAGAUGAGACCAGGUUGUGCUUAUUACUGGAGUGUCUUAAACGGCUUGUACCUAUACUGUUCAUGUCAGUACUUCAGUCAGGACCCUACUGUGAUAGCCUCCCAAGUGAUCCCCCUGAAUUAGAAGUGGGAAGAUUCCCAAAGGGUGACUCACCACUGCAGGACUUGUCUGUGAUGCUGGGCAGCGAUACGCUCGUGUUGUCUCUGGUGGCGGCAUACGACCAGACUCUGAGCGAAGAGUGGUUUCAGCCCUGGGCUGAACUCGACUGGGUUUACAGGGAGCUCAUUCCAAACCAGUUGCAGAUGUUGCGGCGGCUAGAAGUAAAUCUUGCCAGGACGGUCCAUUCCUACUCACAGUUUUUCUAUAGCCUGUGUAAAACAUUCGGGCGUGCGUUCACAAGGAGCAAGAUUAAGCCGCAGUUUGCCGGACUGAUGAAAUUAUCUGAUGAAGAGUUAGAUCAGGUGUCACGUGGAGAGACGGCGCUCACCAGCUGUGUUGUGCCGGUGUAUGCGGCCGGUGUCCUUGGCGUCUUCCCGCUGGAGGAGGAACGAAAAGAACUUUCCAUAUUUCUGUUUGAUGUACUAGUCAUCCUGUGCAUGUGCGGAGCACCAUUAGACACACUCAGGGCAGCUUUCACCGAAAUGUGCGCGGAGCAGAGCAACCAUGAGCUGCUCGUGUCAGUACUGUGGGACGGCGUCGUGCACAAGUCUGCUCAGGUGCGCUGCGGCGCGGCGAAGAUGUUCUACCUACUCGUCGGGGGAGUCAGCAAUUCUCUGCUGUCGAGCCGGGUCGUACCCGCGCUCGUCACCCUAGCCUCCGACCAAGAAAUGCAAGUUCGUAUCUCAACUGUACCAGCUUUUGGAACUGUGAUAGAAACAGCCACACAGAGAGAGGUUGUGGAGAAGGCACACAUGCAGUUUCAGGGUUUUCUCGAUGAUCCCAUCUACAAGGAUGCGCACGCGAUGCAUGUCGAGGUUAUACAUACCCUGAGCCGCAUCGGACCUAACACUGAACCAAGGUUCAGGGAUGACUUCAUUCUGCCUCGACUAGCCAUUCUAGCCGCGAACAACAACCACACGAUGAACGAGACGAAGAAGAGAGAUGUGGCCAUGGUCUUGUUUGAAGCUUACAGUGCACUGUCCUGCUGCUUCGUCAGUGAACAGCUCAUCAGGGAGGCGUUGCUGUCAGGCAUGCGCUGUCUGCACCGCGACAUGGCGCUCAUCGCGCCCGACCACGAGGAGAUCGUCGGCUCAAUGAUCCGCGAGUUUGAGGUGAAGCUUGAGUCGCUGCAGCCCGUCGACGGCGGAGCCAAUUUUGCAGUAGCAGCAGCACCAUCAGCAGCCGGAACAUCAACGUCGGCAAUGCCGUCUCAGUUGGCUGGAGGCAACCUGGGAGGAGAGGUGAAGGCAGCUAUGAUGAGUAAGUUCAAAGACUUCAAGGACAAGUCUAGCGUGUUGCCGAUCGCAAACAUCUUCAAGAAGAAGUGAGAAGAAGAAGAAGAAGAAGACGUAGACAUUGUGGCUCGUACGGAAAGAUCUGACCGGGAGACAGUCGGCGCGGACAAUGCCCGCUGGCCGCUGCGACCCAGCGCCGUCUGGCGUGACUUGUGCUGACCGACCAGGCGGAAACAUUCCUAGACUCGCCUCGCAGCAGGCGGCGACCUCGCGUCGAGGCGCAGAGCAACGCACUCGCAUUGCUGUUGAAAUACUCAAGCCGGUCGUGCGGCAGGUUUCUCGGGCGGCAUACGACGUUAGCGGCAAUUUACUCACUUUGUGUUUGAUUACUGACUUUCGUUGGAGGCUAAGCUUCAUGGUCACAACCGUGGUGAUAUAUCAGGGUGUUGUACUAACGAGGGAAGUCCACGUUGUGUUCAUCGUAGGCGUGUAGUGCGCAAUGUGCAAUCUUAGGGAGGGGGGGGUCGAUCGUGUUAUUAUGCCCUCAAAGUUG
This is a messenger RNA of Priapulus caudatus, 3940 nucleotides long. RefSeq names its product lisH domain and HEAT repeat-containing protein KIAA1468 homolog. The transcript is spliced from 25 exons. Gene Ontology annotation, cellular component: recycling endosome; trans-Golgi network. Bases 61 to 3480 code for a protein of 1139 amino acids. The record is from RefSeq and is a predicted model, not a curated record. Gene Ontology annotation, molecular function: protein binding. Gene Ontology annotation, biological process: intracellular cholesterol transport. Lineage: Eukaryota; Metazoa; Priapulida; Priapulimorpha; Priapulimorphida; Priapulidae.